AGACGAUUGACACAACAGACUUGAAGGGGUAAAGAAUGUUCUGGUGGUAAAUGAUGGUUCUCUGACUUACAGUCGACAACCUAGCUCUUACCCCUGUCGAAUCGAUGAUACGAUAUACCUAGAAUGCAGGAACCAGGGGCUAUCGAUAACACAUAAUAAAAUGGAGCUUCAGUUCAUAGAGCUGAUGGUACGAUUAUAUCCUGCAAUUGAACAACCUCCCUCGAGGAGAUUAUGUUAAAAGUUCCUCGGUUGGGUUAUGAAUUAACUAUGCGAUGAUAUAUUCACUCAACCAGAAAGUGGCAGGGCAGGAUAUAUAUAAAAAAUGGCGGCCAAAGACCUCGUUCAAUGGGUCGAUGAAUUCAGCAUCCUCAUACGAGGGUUCCCGAUCAAAGACUUCGCCUUCGCCGCGUUCCCCAUAAUAUUCGCUGUCGUUGGUGGUCUAAUACUCUACAACACCCAUACCGACUACUGGGAUAAACCGAAGCGAUACACCGUCCCGGCUCCCAAGAAACCCGACGAGCUCAAGAUCCUCGACAAUCCUACCAUCAAGGUCUCAGGUACAACCGCCAUCCAAUGUUACGCCCCAGCUACAGGCCAAUUCCUCGGCUUUGUCAACCCCUCCACGCCCGACGGCAUCGAUCGUGCCAUUGCCCAGUCAGCAGCGGCACAGAAGCAAUGGGCCAAGACCACGUUUAGUGAGCGGAGGAAGGUGUUGCGCACCAUGUUGCACCAUGUGCUUGAUAAUCAGGAGCAGAUAUGCCAAGUGAGCUCUUUAGAUUCGGGUAAGACCAUGCUGGAUGCUCAGCUGGGUGAGAUCAUGGUUACGGCCGAGAAGCUAGAAUGGACUGUCAAGCACGGCGAGAAGGCCCUACGUCCGAGCCGGCGUCCUACGAAUCUUCUCAUGGCAUAUAAGAAGAAUACAGUUCAAUACGAACCCUUGGGUGUUGUGGCGGCUUUGGUCAGCUGGAAUUACCCCUUUCAUAAUAUGAUAGGUCCCAUCAUCAGUGCCAUCUUUGCCGGAAACGGUAUUGUUGUGAAAGUUAGCGAGCAGACGUGCUGGAGUGCCGCAUAUUACACGAGCAUUGCAAGAGGCGCACUAGUAGCACACGGUCACGAUCCCCAGCUAAUACAGACCGUCGUCUGCUGGCCUCAAACUGCUGGACAUUUAACGAGUCAUCCUGGCAUCAGUCAUCUUACUUUCAUCGGCAGCCGAUCCGUAUGCCAUCAUGUUGCCUCUAGCGCAGCCAAAAGCCUCAUCCCCUUAGUCGCAGAGCUUGGUGGUAAAGAUGCUGCCAUUGUGCUCGACUCGGCGAAAUCCGACCUUAAGCGGAUCGUGGAGACUCUACUGCGUGGAACUUUCCAGGCUUCGGGACAGAACUGCAUCGGUAUCGAGCGAAUCGUCGCCGCGCCUGGUGUCUACGACAAACUCGUGGCUAUGCUCGAACCCCGCGUCAAAGCUAUACGCCUCGGAUUGGACAAAGAUGUCGGUGCUAUGGUAUCAGACGCCUCAUUUACACGACUCGAGAGCCUAGUUAAAGACGCCGUAGCCAACGGUGCGCGACUUCUCGCCGGCGGUACCCGAUAUAUACAUCCCGACCACCCUAAGGGUUUCUACUUCCAGCCGACGCUCCUUGUCGACGUAACACCUGACAUGGCAAUCGCGAACGAAGAGUGUUUCGGGCCGAUCAUGACAAUCCUUCGGUCCCCCUCGCCUAGCGCCGCGGAACUCUUACGUCUAGCCAACGCGCCUGACUUUGGCCUUGGCGCCUCGGUCUACGGGCGAGACUCGGACCCUAUUCUACGAGAAGUCGUCCACGGCGUGCGUGCAGGAGGUGUCGCCGUCAACGACUUUGCGGUGUUUUACGCUGUGCAACUACCAUUUGGCGGCGUCGGCGGCUCGGGAUACGGACGCUUCGCGGCCGAGGAGGGAUUACGGGGCCUAUGUAAUCUGAAGAGCAUAUGCGAGGACCGGUUCGCGUUCUUGGGGAUAAGAACUUCUAUCCCGCUGCCUGUGCAGUAUCCUGUGGGGAGCCAGGAGCGCGGAUGGAGGUUCGCGAAGGGUGUUGUGGGUGUUGGGUAUGCGCUUACGCUGGGGGGUAAGGUGAAGGGUGUGUUGGAUAUUCUGAGGAAUAUGUAAGAUGAGUACAGAAAGGAUUAUGAGGAGGGAAGAUGAGAAAUGAAGAUGUGAAAGGGGAAGCUUGUAUAGAGCAAGCAAGUGAUAGGUAGUAUCUGCAUACUUAGAUACCCCCAGUAGCUAAUGUACCUACCUUAUAUAAUAUUAAUCGUAUAUAAUUUGACUCCUC
This is a messenger RNA of Daldinia loculata, 2303 nucleotides long. Its product is annotated as Aldedh-domain-containing protein. Gene Ontology annotation, molecular function: aldehyde dehydrogenase (NAD+) activity. Bases 323 to 2137 code for a protein of 604 amino acids. Lineage: Eukaryota; Fungi; Ascomycota; Sordariomycetes; Xylariales; Hypoxylaceae. The record is from RefSeq and is a predicted model, not a curated record. The transcript is spliced from 3 exons.